AAAUAAAAUGCCAAAGAAAGCAACAACAGUCAGACCAGCGAAUAAGAGAAGAUCAAAGAAACAUAUCAAAAGAAGACAGAACAAAAUGAGAAAUUUGAAGAGAGAAGUAUAUGACAGAUCAACUGCAAAAGAAAUCAUUGAUAGCAUUGAUCUUCCAAAACUAAAAACUAAAGUAAGGAGAUUAGGAAUGCUAAAACACUUGGAUGGGCAAAUCAAAAGUCUCAAAGAUGAAUACGAUCCAACUAUCAAAGCUCUUAAUGAAGAUGAAACAAAAUAUCUAAAGAAACUAGUGAAGAAGUACGGAGACCUUGAAACAGGAGACACUUUUGGAAUGUUCAGAGAUAUCAAGUUGAAUUAUUUGCAGUGGUCAGAAGGAGAGAUCAAGAGAAAGUUAGCUAUUUAUUUCCAGAAUAAUUCAAGCGUGUAG
This is a messenger RNA of Moneuplotes crassus, 427 nucleotides long. Lineage: Eukaryota; Ciliophora; Spirotrichea; Euplotida; Euplotidae. The record is from the annotation of a GenBank genome assembly.